Messenger RNA from Meloidogyne enterolobii, 675 nucleotides. Lineage: Eukaryota; Metazoa; Nematoda; Chromadorea; Rhabditida; Meloidogynidae. The record is from the annotation of a GenBank genome assembly.
AUGUUAAUUAGGGAUGAUUUAACGGCUUUUGGUGAACCUCGAGUUUUGGAGGAAACCGGAUAUUCAUUUAAAAUUGAUUGUUCUGGAAUUUUGGGCCCAUUAGCAGCAGAUUUCUGUGCAAGCAAGACGUUAAGUUUCGAUAUAGGCAAGGAGCCAAAAGCGGUUAUGGGAAUUGUGAAUGCUGAGUUCUCAAGUGAAUUUCCGUGUGUUCCUGAACUUAUGGAUUUUUGUGCGGAUUCUCUUUACAGAUCAACUAAAAAUGGAAUUAUUAUUUCUCGUAACUCCAUGACCUCUUUUGUUAAUGAACGUAAAUUAAAUGCCCGGACACACAAGAAAGAAGAUUUUAUUGGUGUGCAUAAUUUUCUUAGUGGAGGUGUUGAUGCUAAAUCCAACACGAUGUACUUCAUUACAAAAGGCUCACAUAAGACUGGACGCAAAGAACCAAAAAUUAAUAAUCUGGAAGAUUACAAGAAUUUCAUUGAACCAUUUAUUACUAAAAUUAUUGAGAGCAAAGUAUAUCUGGAUUGGAAUAAAAGAAAACACAAUUAUGAGGAGCGCUCUCGAAAGUUAGGUGGUACUAAGUAUGAUCUGGUUUAUUUUAAGGAUGUUUACGAAAAAUUGGCAGCUCUUGUUAAGACUUGGCCCAUUGACAUUGAAAUGUUCGAAGUUUACUGA